Varanus komodoensis (Komodo dragon) is the source of this 394-nucleotide messenger RNA. RefSeq lists its product as uncharacterized. Lineage: Eukaryota; Metazoa; Chordata; Lepidosauria; Squamata; Varanidae. The annotation marks the transcript as partial. The transcript has 2 exons. The record is from RefSeq and is a predicted model, not a curated record.
UCUGUGUUUUGCUGAGUGUCUGUCUGUCUAUCUCUGUGUCUGUCUGUGUCUAUGUUUUAGUCUGUCUGUGAGUCUGUCUGUAUGUCUUCAUCAUCCUUUCUGCCUGUAUGUCUCUAUCUUUCUUUAUCUGUCCGUCUUUGUAUGUAUGUACAUAUAUGAUCAUUCCUGUCUGUCCAUCUGUAUGUCUUUCUGUUUCUGUCUGUGUGUCUUGCUUUGUCUGUGUGUCUGUAAGAGUGUCUGUGUCUAUUUCUCUGUGUGUCUGUUCGUCUGUGUCUCUUUAUGUCUGUGUGCCCCAUCUGUGUCUUUGUCUAUCUGUCUGUGUCUGUGUGUCCAACUGUUUGUCUGUGUUUGUCUGUCUGUAUGUAUUUCUGUCUAUCUUUGUGUUUGUGUGUGU